Pyrus x bretschneideri (Chinese white pear) is the source of this 2760-nucleotide messenger RNA. RefSeq lists its product as uncharacterized. The transcript has a single exon. Gene Ontology annotation, cellular component: intracellular membrane-bounded organelle. The coding region runs from base 1 to 2760 and encodes 919 amino acids. The record is from RefSeq and is a predicted model, not a curated record. Lineage: Eukaryota; Viridiplantae; Streptophyta; Magnoliopsida; Rosales; Rosaceae.
AUGACCAAAGAAUCCAUGGCUGUCUUUAUUAUGUUCUUCUUUCUUUUCUUCGCCACCUCUUCUGCAGCCUCUUCUAAAUUCGAUCUCCAUACAGCUUACCCUGAUCACUGUGCCUCAUUUGUUCCCCAGUCUUCCCCGAAAGGAGACGCGCAAGGACCGCCCGACCAACACUACCACACAGGUUACUACACCCGUGGCGGUGGCAGUGGAGUUCUUAGUCCUAGCCCAUUGUAUUAUCCUAACGAAAACUCUGUUCAAUUCGUUAUCCAGAGCAUUGGAGAAACUGAUGUUCAAGGCCUGAUCAAGCUUCAAGGGAGUUUGAUAUUUCCGAGAGAUGCGUUUUACUUUGUGGGAAGUACUUACACCACAAGUAACGGGUCCUCAUCUCGAUCAGUUCUUCGUCCAAGAAGAUCAAUACGUGUUACACUUGGUGGGUUCUGGUCACAAUCUUCCGGGAAGCUUUGUAUGGUUGGUUCGGGUUAUGAUUACUUGGAAGGACGAAGUUAUUUGCAUCACAUUCAUUCUGUUCUUAAGCUCCACAAUUUCACGAACUCCGCUAAUGUCACAAGUUUGAUUAGCGGAACCUUGGAGAGCAUGACCAGUUCGGAGAAUGAUGCAGAUUAUUUCGAACCAAUCUCUAUUUUGAUGCUUCCUAGCAUGAACUACCAGUACACUCUGAUUUCAAAUAAAUCCGAGACCAUCAGUAAUUCUGGUGGAACAGAUAGUUCCAAUCCCACAAGUUCCUUGAAUAUAAAGAGAUUUUGUUCUGUACUCUCAAGGGAAGUGCGAUACCAUGCAUUUGAUCUCAAAUACUCAAGCCGUUGCGUAUCUGCGAAAAACUGCACCCCAGUUGCUGCGUCUAGUUUUCCUCGGUUUAUGUUCUUGAAGCUUAUUGAAUGUUCGGAGAACACACGAAGGUUGAAAGUCCUGAUGGAAUUUGAAGACAGCAGCAACUUCUGGUAUCGAAGGUUCGAUCCCAAUACAACACUGGCUGGGGAAGGCUCAUGGGAUGCAGAGACAAAUCAGCUGUCUUUUGUUGCAUGUCGAUUCUUGGUUGCGGCAGGCUCUUGGAACAAUACUAGCGUCGGUGAUUGUUCAACAAGAUUGAGCUUGCGAUUUCCAGCUGUAUGGACAAUCGGAAACAGUAGUAGCAUGGUGGGGAAGAUUUGGAGCAACAAAACUGUGACAGAGUUGGGUUACUUCGAAAAGAUCACGUUCGAAAGUCUUGAGGAUGGCAAUGGAAGGAUUUCGAUUCCAGGCGCGAAGUAUGAGUACACGAAAAUCAACACCGUAAACAAGUUGUGCCCGAAAAAGGAGACCGCUCGUGGCAAGACCAAUGUGUACGCGGAUCCGUUUUCUUAUGAAAUGAGAUUUGGUAUGUCAGCUAAGAAUUCUGAAGGACAAGUUGCAUGGGGCGGUUCCGUCCCGAUUUCUGUUGGGGAUCAAUUUCAUCAGGCGUAUCGGUAUUCGAUUGCAAGCGCUGAAGAUGAAGAUGAAUCUACCGCUCCUGAGAGAUACAGCUACAACCACAGCAAAGCGUACAAUAUUAGCUACAAAAUAAGCAUCGACCGGCUAUCUGAUGCAAAGUUUGGAAAUACAUCAGUUUUAAACGAAAUGCAGAUCUUUGCCGAAGGGAUCUAUGAUGAAACCGAAGGCAGCCUGUGCAUGGUAGGCUGCAGAAUACUGGCCUCAAAGGGUCAGCAGCCAACAAAUGAUUCUGUAGAUUGCGAAAUUGCUGUCAAUUUUCUGUUCCCUUCAACAAAUCCAACCAAGAAUUCGGGUUUCAUCAAGGGCAGCAUAAAAAGCACACGAAAAAAGUCCGACCCUCUUCAUUUUGAAACUUGGGAUUUAACCUCAACUUCGGCCACCCUCUUCGAAGAAAGGCGGUCCAUUUGGAGGAUGGAUGUGGAGAUCAUAUUGGUUUUUAUAUCCACCACGCUGACGUGUUUCUUUGUGGCGCGACAACUCUUCCAUGUGAAAAAGUAUCCAGAUGUUCUUCCCUCCAUUUCCAUUUUCAUGCUACUAAUUCUAAGUCUUGGCUACAUGAUACCACUUAUGCUAAACUUCGAAGCCAUAUUCAUGAGUAGCACCAACCGCCAAAAUGUGUUCCUUGGAACCGGAGGAUGGCUUGAAGUUAAUGAGGUAAUUGUGAGGGUGAUAACAAUGGUACUGGUAGCUUUCUCGCUGCAAAUCCAUCUUCUGCAGCUAACUUGGUCAGCAAGAUCAAAAAAUGGAAAUCGCAACAAGCUCUGGCUCAUGGAGAAAAAGACUCACUUUGUGGUCUUACUACUAUAUGUUGGAGGGGCUUUCGCCAUUUUGCUUCUCCAUAAACAGAUUUGGAAGAAGGGCAACUACGCCGAGCGCUCAAUUUUAAGCAUUGCCUUCAAAUCUUACUCCGGUUUGGUUAUGGACGGUUUUUUGCUGCCUCAAAUUGUGCUCAACAUGUUCUGCAAGUCAAAGGAAAAUGCUCUAUCCAUUUCGUUCUACGUAGGAAUGACUUUUGUUCGAGCGCUGCCACAUGCAUACGAUCUUUACAGGGCUCACAACUUUGCUCAUCCCCAAUUCAACGAGUCGUACCUGUAUGCAAGCCCUGCAGCAGAUUUUUACUCCACUUCUUGGGAUGUCAUAAUUCCUUUUGGGGGUUUAGUGUUUGCUGGUGUCAUUUUCUUGCAGCAGAAGUUUGGGGGUCGUUGCUUUCUCCCCAAAAAGUUGAUAGAGUUGGGUGAAUAUGAAAAGGUCCCUACUGUUAGCAUAGGGUAA